GAGUAGGGGGGGGAAGAGGGAUAAUGUGAUCUAGCAAGGCAGAGGCUUGUCUGGGGUGUGGACUUAAAAAGAGGGCUGGGUAAAAGUGGGCGGACGGGUAGUUUCUAGUGUUUGUGCAUUUAGACUCUGAGUCUGAAAUUAGUGAUCUUGAGAGCAGGAGGAAUAAGACCUAAAGAGACACACAGCCUUCAAACACAUCGUCAUCAUGCUGAUUCUCCUUGCUGGUAUCUUUCUCCUUCACAUUAUAGGCAUCAUCCUCCUCCUGGUGGCCACCAUUGACAAUGCCUGGUGGGUGACUGAAACUGUGUCCACUGAUGUGUGGGCCCGGUGGGUACUUCAAAACGGAGUGUGGAACUUCACCGCUCUUCCCACAGGUUCACACUACCCAGAGGAUUAUCUCCAGGCAGUGCAGGCCAGCUCAGUGCUAGCGUGUAUAUUCUCCGGCCUGGGCAUCUUUGUGUUCGUGGGUCAGCUCUUCACCCUCCAGAAAGGACAGAGGUUCACCAUCUCCGGCGUCUUUCAGCUCCUCGCCUGCCUGUGCAUCAUGAUCGCAGCCUCCAUCUACACAGACCGCUUUCACCUCGACGAGAGUACCGGUUGGUAUGGUCACUGCUACAUCCUGGCGUGGACCUCCUUCGCCAUCACGUUCAUCUCCUCCAUCAUUUACUUUGUGCUACGCAAGAAGACAGCGUGAGACGGACACUAGAGCUAGCUCCAAACCAGCCCCAAACCCUUUGGCUGGAUCUACUCUUUCAGCUGAAAUCUGGUUGUUAGUCACAGAUGGUGUAAACAGUGUUUAUACCAUACCAGAUUUGCGCUGCUAGUGUAUAUUCAGCUACAGAUAGAACCUGUUGAUCCUCUCAAAUAUGUGAUCAGACCCAAUCAAACAGUGUUUGAUUGGGUCUGCUGUCAGAUAGUCAGGGUUUUACACUUUUAGGCUAUGUUGACUCUUGGCGUCUUUUCUUAAGCUGCCAACGUCUGUUUUACAUUUGAAUUCUAUGGAGUAAACCUUGUUUU
Molecule: messenger RNA, 1017 nt
Organism: Sander lucioperca (pikeperch)
Lineage: Eukaryota; Metazoa; Chordata; Actinopteri; Perciformes; Percidae
Product: epithelial membrane protein 2-like
Exons: 5
Coding region: 206-694 (162 amino acids)
Cellular component (GO): plasma membrane
Source: RefSeq, a predicted model, not a curated record